Molecule: messenger RNA, 476 nt
Organism: Soboliphyme baturini
Lineage: Eukaryota; Metazoa; Nematoda; Enoplea; Dioctophymatida; Soboliphymatidae
Source: the annotation of a GenBank genome assembly
AUGACAGCAGCUGUGGAAGCAUCAGGCGAUACGCUAGAUUCUGAAGAAUACAAGGAUCGACCGCUACAAACUUAUUACUGUUUGUGCGGUCAGAUGGCGUUGAUUUUAGACUGCCCUCUGAAUAAGCUUCCAGUGCGACGUAAAGACCGAAGUCUGGUAAUCGACAGCGAGAAACAUGUUAACAAGAUCAUUUGCGAUCCUUUGGAGACGGUUUACCUUCGAUGGCUGGAGGGUAUCGAGCAGCAGUAUCGUAAAAAGUGCAAGAAAUGUGGUCUCUUUCUCUUCUAUCAGCACUCGGGCAACAUGAAAGUCACGUUUAUUGUUGACGGCGCACUGGUGUCGGCGAAACAACUGGGCGGUGUGAAUUGCCGCAAGGAGGAAUCUGUGACUGCUUCCGACGAAACUUCAAAAAAGGUAACGUCUGCUAGGCGUGCUUAUGAAGUAGAUAACAAUAAGAUGCGAUCAAGAAAGUGAUG